Messenger RNA from Tribolium madens (black flour beetle), 2683 nucleotides. RefSeq names its product tyrosine-protein kinase Fer (gene FER). The transcript has 11 exons. The coding region runs from base 44 to 2554 and encodes 836 amino acids. Gene Ontology annotation, biological process: peptidyl-tyrosine phosphorylation. Lineage: Eukaryota; Metazoa; Arthropoda; Insecta; Coleoptera; Tenebrionidae. The record is from RefSeq and is a predicted model, not a curated record. Gene Ontology annotation, molecular function: ATP binding; non-membrane spanning protein tyrosine kinase activity.
GUCCCUCCUCCUCAGUCUUCCCUGCAGCGUCAAACAUGUAACGAUGGGUUUUUCUAGCAAUUUGCAGGGGAAGAGCGCCCAUGAGGCCCUCCUCUCGCGCCAGGAGGCCGAAUUGCGUCUCCUCGACUCGAUGAAACGGUGUAUUUUAUCAAAAGUGCGGUGCGAUCGCGAGUACGCAGUGGCGUUGGGCUCGGUGGCCACCCAGGGCUUGAAGUUGGACCGAGGAGAUGACCUCCAAGGGAGUUUAGUCGCCGCCACGUGGAGGACCAUGAUGGAGGAGUUGGAAAACACGGGAAAGUUGAUCAAACAGAAUGCUGAAACGAUUGAGACAAAGGUGAUGGAGGCGUUGAAUGGCAUCUACGCCGAGAAGAGGAAGAUGAAGAAGGCCUAUCAGGAGGAACAUGCGAGGAUUUUAUUGCAGUUUACGCAUUUAUCAGACGAAGUCAACCGUAAAAAAUCCGAAUACCAGAAGUACCUCGAACUGUACAAACUGAUGCGUUCACGAUUCGAGGAACACUACGUCAAAUCCGGCCGAGGCGGUAGAAAAUUAGACGACGUAAGAGACAAAUAUCAGAAAGCUUGCAGAAAAUUACAUUUGACACACAACGAAUACGUUUUACUUUUGUGCGAAGCGGUGGAAUUCGAGAAGGAUUUCCGGACUGUCUUACUUCCCGGACUUUUGGAACACCAACAAUCCCUUCAGGAAGCCUUCAUUGGGGCUUGGAAACAAAUUUUGCAAGACAUUGUAACGGCGUCCGACUGUACUUCGGAGAAGUUUCGAGAAAUACAAAAAAGGAUCGAAACGAGUCUUGAAACGGUCAAGCCGACCGAAGAAUACAAAGAUUUCACCGAGAAACACAAGACUACGCCAACUGAGCCGGUGAAAUUCACGUUUGACGAGAGUUUGGUCGAAGACAGCGCUGGAAAAUUACUCCCCAACCAAUUAACCGUCGAUAAUUUAACAGUUGAAUGGUUGAGAAAUAAAUUAUCUGAAUUAGAAAGCAGUAUUAAAGAAAAUCAAGAAAAACGUAGCAAUUUAACCGAAAACGGUAAACCCCCUGAAAAUACCCCCACCACCAGGUUGGCAAUUGCUGAAACAUCAAAAAAAGAACUAAACGAACUCAAAUGUCAAGAACGUAAAAUGUUAAAACAAACGGAAUUGAUCAAGAGUGCUUUGAAUGAAUUAGGAUGUGAGGAAGUUCCUUCCGGUUGUGACUUAUCAAUCGAUAAUCAGACUUUUAUCACUAAUUCCAGCGAACAGGUUGGCACUCCUGAUACGAAACGAUCUUUCACGCAAUUUGUCGGUAUGUUUCGUAAGCCGUUUCGGCGAAAAUCGGCGCCGGCAUCGCCGGUUGCGCCCCCACGUACAAAGGGGAGGAGGGAUUCCGCCCCAAGGAGCGAAGGGGGCGAUCCUGUUUCUAUGACGACGAAUAAGUCAUUAGUGGAUGAAGAGUGGUUCCAUGGGGUGUUACCAAGGGAGGAAGUUGUGAGGUUAUUGACCCAAGAUGGCGACUUUUUGGUUCGGGAAACUACCCGAAAUGAUGAAUGUCAAACUGUGCUUUCGGUUUGUUGGGGUGGACAUAAGCAUUUUAUUGUGCAAACAACAGCGGAAGGUCAUUACCGCUUCGAGGGCCCCGCUUUCCCCAGCAUCCGCGACCUAAUCCUCUACCAAUACACCAGCGGUCUUCCCGUAACCGGCCGUUCGGGGGCCCUCCUCUACAAGCCCAUUCCUCGCGAACGCUGGGAACUCAACAACGACGACGUCGUCCUCUUGGACAAAAUCGGUCGUGGCAAUUUCGGCGACGUCUAUCGCGCCCAACUCAAAAACAGCAACGACGUCGUCGCCGUCAAAACCUGUCGUGUCACCCUCCCCGAAGACCACAAGAAGAAAUUCCUCCAAGAGGGCCGAAUCCUCAAACAAUACGACCAUCCAAACAUUGUCAAACUCAUUGGGAUUUGUGUACAAAAACAACCAAUCAUGAUUGUCAUGGAAUUGGUACCCGGGGGUUCCCUCUUGACUUUCCUCCGAAAAAAAACAGCCCUCACUGAUGCACAAUUAAUGAAAAUGUGUCUAGAUGCAGCAGCUGGAAUGAGGUAUCUAGAAUCAAAGAAUUGCAUUCAUCGGGAUUUAGCCGCGAGGAAUUGCCUAGUCGGCUACAACAAUGUUGUUAAAAUCUCCGAUUUUGGAAUGUCACGAGAGGAGGAGGAAUAUAUAGUUUCAGAUGGUAUGAAACAAAUCCCGAUUAAAUGGACGGCUCCUGAAGCACUCAAUUUCGGCAAAUACACCUCACUUUGCGACGUCUGGAGUUACGGAAUCCUCUGUUGGGAGAUUUUCUCACACGGGGGAACCCCUUAUAGCGGUAUGAGUAACUCCAAAGCCCGGGAAAAAAUCGAUUCGGGCUAUCGAAUGCCGGCCCCUGACAACACCCCCGACGAAAUGUAUCGCCUUAUGCUCAGAUGUUGGGAAUAUAAACCCGAAAAUCGACCCAAUUUUGAACAGAUUUACACCGUCGUUGAGACACUUUGUGCCGCCUAUAGAGUGUCAUUCCUGUGAUCAGAAAUUGCCAAUAUCAAGUGUGCUAUAAUUACUGUGAUUGUGACGUUGAUUAAAACAUUUUAUAACUUGUAUUUUAUUGUAAAAAGUUUGACUGACUUUUUUUGAAUAAACGUUUUAUUUAAAAAA